Messenger RNA from Exserohilum turcica Et28A, 1152 nucleotides. RefSeq lists its product as uncharacterized. Bases 8 to 1117 code for a protein of 369 amino acids. The transcript has 2 exons. NCBI's taxonomy places the organism in Eukaryota, Fungi, Ascomycota, Dothideomycetes, Pleosporales, Pleosporaceae. The record is from RefSeq and is a predicted model, not a curated record.
GUCGACAAUGGCCACGUCAGAUAUAUCGUUUGACGCUUUGAUACCGCUCAUCGUGUGGCAGUUCCUCAUACCCAUUGGAGCAGGAUGGGUACAAACAGUCCUUUAUGGCAUCUUUAUUCGCGCCGGCGACCCUAAGCCAAUGCCCGGUUCUCCGCGAUAUGUCAAGCAUCGUCGCAAUAUUCUUAUCGCCAUCUACGCAGCAUAUCUUACAUUCACCAUCUACGAAGCUGAUUACAACCAGCAACGUUUGAGCAACGUAUACCGCGACCUCGGCGUACCCAUAGAUGUUGACGAGAGUGGCAUCAACUCGCGCUUCAGGAGGCUGACAAUCAGAUUUCACCCGGAUAAAAUAGGACCCAAUGUGGACAGGGAGCUAGCCAACAACUACUACGUACACUUGAAGCACUCAAGGGACAUACUUUUAGAUCCAGCCAAGCGCUUCGCAUAUGAUCGCUUUGGCCCAGACAUCAUCGCACAAUGCCGACACUGCGUGACGGUCAGUGACUAUAUCAGCGAAUCACUGGCGUCUACGGGCUUGAUCUACGGCGUUCUGCUCAUCAUGUUGAUCGGCGCAAGCGCCCUUCGCAUUCAGACCACUGGCUCAUACUGGCGCUACCUGGGCCUUCUUGCUGUCGCAACCUUCGACAUGGCUACCGCUCUGCGCCCAUAUCAUCCUGUGUUCCUCUCCAAGUACCUGAAUCCGCUCCUCACAUCAACUAAUAUCCGGCCCGCAUACCUACCUUUUCAAGUCCUCAGUAUCAUGAAGAAAGCAGCCAUCUCCUUCACGCAGUUCCUCGCUCUCCUCAUGCGGCUUUACCGUAGCGACCCACAACAAUCCGCAAAAUCCUCCAAGGACACGGAAGAGGCAAGGCACAAGCAGCUCGACCGUCUCACGGCGUUGGUUACCGAGACCAAUAAGGAUGCGAACAGACUUCUGGAAUUGGAGAGCAUACCCUAUAGGGAAAACGAGAAAGCAAAGAGCGAGCUGAGAGAGGCAUUGAAAAAGUACAUGGUACAGAACGUGGUGCAUCAAGAGAGGGAGGUUAGAAAUGCAAUGGGAGAGGUUAUGAUGAGGAGAAGAACCGGCGCACCGCACGGCGCACACGGAACAAAGUAAAUUUCGUAAUCUAUACAAACAUCAAGUAGCAAUUC